GCAGUGAGACAUCAUUUCAUUUGUGUAAGAGAAGCUGUGCGGCCAGAAUUAAGUAGAUUUAAAAAUUCAUCUAAAAAAAUCAACAUAUUUUUGGUACUUAAUUUAAAAAUAUAUUUCAAAUCAAAACAGUGAUAAACUCGACGCCUAUCCACGUUUUUUUUUCACAGGAAUCCAUUAAUUUAUUAAGUGCAAUAGCAUUUAUUAAAAUAUUGUUUCAAGUUUCGAGAUCAUACGAGUUAUUCACAUUCUAUUGUAUGAGUCAAAAAGCUGAAAGACCAGUACUACAAGGUCAACGAAUCAAGACCAGAAAAAGAGAUGAAAGAGAGAAAAACGAUCCUACCGGCUUUCGCGAUGCGGUCAUUGCAGGGCUUGACAAAGCAGAAGAUCUGGAUGCAAUAUUUAAAUAUCUAGACAUCGCAGGAAACAAGCUAGACUAUCGUCGGUAUGGAGAAGUACUUUUCGAUAUACUCAUAGCGGGUGGCCUUUUGGUUCCAGGAGGAUCAAUAUCUCAAGACGGCGAAAGACCUUUUACUAAUGCCUGUAUUUUCAAAGCUUCGUCUGAUAUGGAAGCGAUGCGAAAUCAUGAGCAGAUUUUCGUAAAAUUGAUGCGACGUUACAAAUAUUUAGAAAAAAUGUUUGAAGAAGAGAUGAAAAAAGUUUUGGUUUUCAUAAAGGGCUUUCAACCAGAAGAAAGAGUUAAACUAGCGCGAAUGACAGCAUUGUGGAUUGGAAAUGGAUCUGUUCCUCCAACUGUUUUGACAGUACUUAACAAUGAGCAUCUGAUUAAAGAUGGGAUAGCGUUAGAUUUUUUGAUUGAAGUUUUUAUAACUUUGAAAAAAGAAAAAGGCAUAUCAACUCUUAUAACAGCAUUGAAAAAAGGACAAUUAGAAAAUCGUUUAAUGGAGUUUUUCCCUCUCAAUAAACGUACGGAAGAAUAUCUGAAAUCUGUGUUCAUUGAAAAUGGUUUGGCUGAUAUUGUUAAGCUGCACAAAGCUCAAGCAAGCCAAGAAGCUAAGCGAGAACUUCAACAGGCUCUUAUAGAUAAUUUAAAUGAUGAGAGACCAGGAAAGGAUAUAGUGAAUGAUAUAAAAGAAAAAUCAGCGAACUAUAAUAUUCCAGAGCAUGAAGUUAUACCUUUGUUAUGGACUACUAUAAUGUCAUUAGCAGAAUGGAAUAAAAAGGAGGAGCUCAUUGCUGAACAAGCAUUAAAACAUUUGAGAUUAUACACAAAUUUGUUUCAAGCAUUUACCACUACUGAUAGAUCAGAGGUAGCAUUAAUACUGAAAGUGCAGGAAUUUUGCUAUGAAAAUAUGAAUUUUAUGAAAGUAUUCCAAAAGAUAAUAUUGUUGUUUUAUAAAACUGAGGUACUAUCGGAGGAUUCUAUUUUGAAAUGGUAUAAGGAUGGACAUUCUUCUAAAGGAAAAAUGCACUUUUUGCAACAAAUGAAAAAAUUUGUUGAAUGGCUGCAAAACGCUGAAGAGGAAAGCGAAUCUGAAGACGAAAACUAGCAAGGAGAUAUAAGAAUGUCAUAGAAAUGAUGUGCAAAUGGAGAAGGAUUGAUGACCUAAAACUAAUUAAUAAACUAAGUUUUUUUAUUAAUUUUAUCUAUUGUAAUUCACACUUUGAAGACAAAAAUUAAACAAUUUUCUUACUCUGACAAAAUAAAAACAAAAUAGUAACAUUUUCAAGUAUAA
Molecule: messenger RNA, 1694 nt
Organism: Culicoides brevitarsis
Lineage: Eukaryota; Metazoa; Arthropoda; Insecta; Diptera; Ceratopogonidae
Gene: kra
Product: protein krasavietz
Exons: 11
Coding region: 255-1508 (417 amino acids)
Cellular component (GO): cytoplasm; membrane
Molecular function (GO): protein binding
Source: RefSeq, a predicted model, not a curated record